UGAAUUUGUGUCCUUAAACAGCGAAUGGUUGGUUACAGGUCGAAAAUCCAGUCGUAGUUUGUCAUUACACAACGGUAAAAGCAAUAUCGCAGAUUCUGUUGCAAUUAUUAAAUGUGAAAUAGUUUAAUAUUUUCUUCCAACACGCCAUCAACAAUUUUUCUGAAGAAAAGCGACAAAUUUACAUUUUCGUCAAAAAGAUAUUUCCAUCCGUCUAUGAAAAUUCCAGUGGAAAUCAAUGCGAGGCUUGGGAACUAUUAUGAUCUGUGCUUACCCCCCGGAAGGAUGCAUGUCACGUUCGAUCAACUGACUGGUGACACAAUGACACUGUCAUUCUGAUUAACCAAAAACACUCGAUUGUUGUAAGGCAAUUGUCCUUCGUUCAAGUAAAACUAUGCAACGGAAUAUCAUGCGAGUAUGCAGCCUACUGUAAAAUCAGGACCCUUGUUGUUUUCAAGAAAAAGGCCAUGAUCAAAGUAACGAUUCCACUCUCUUGAAUGAGCGACUGCUGGAGGACGUUGAGCUCAAUCGUGCCUUCACCACCUGGCAGGAAUCUCACUGAUUUUGGCCUGCAGUAAAGCAACAGUUCCUUCGUUAACAAAACCUCUGAUCUACUUGAAGGAAGAUAUGUUGGAAAUUGCCGUAAACAAUGAAGUUAACACUAAACGACUUGACGAUGGUAAAAAGAAAGGGGUACACCUGCCAAGUGUAAAUGACCAUCGUGUUUUAUUGUGUGUAGUUGAUCCAACUACAAAUCAUAAGAAGCGUGACCUUGACGUGGCUGACACCCGCCAAUACGAUGAUGACAAAAAAGCAGAAGAAUUGAAAUUUGAAGAAAACCCCGUCAGUGUCAUGACAUUAAGUAACAUUGGUAGCAAUUCCGUAAACGAAAUGGCCAUUGACAGCGAAAGCAACGACGGUACAGUUAAUGGGGCAAACGAUAAAGACGAUGUCACAUCAGUUAGUUCCAAUCAGGAUUUGCAAAAGGCGAUUGAGGAACUUGAUAGGGCAGAAGAAGAAAAUGAGGACCCUGAUGCAGAUAAACAAGAUUCAAAUAAAUGCAAAGCAAGAAACAGAGGGGCAAAAAGAAGGAAACGAACAACAUGGAGAGGUGAUCAAAAUAAACGAAAGCCUUCAAAAACAAGACCACCAAGAUCUGAGAUGUCACACGAGGACCUUCUUAAACUAAGGGAAAAAGAGAGAAUAGCCCAGCAGCUAAGAAGAGAAAGAUUAAAAAGAUUGGAGGAGAAUAAUUUGGAAAUGCUGAAAGGAAGAACGAAAAAAACUGCUGCUUCAAAAUCACCAGCUCAACUCAGCAUUAGGCAGGGCAAAGAAAGGUCAUCGUCAAGCAGCAGAUCUUCCAGUGAAGAUAGCAAAAUCGAGUCUAUUGCAGAGUCAAAAGCUGGAAAAAACACGCCAGUAUUGACGUCGCUCGUGGAAAGCAAUCCUUGGGAUGAGGUCAAGGAGGAAGAUUUUGAGAAAGAUUUUGGGGAGUCGCAGUCCACGUGUGACUCAAGUUUCUUGGAAGCUUAUGACAGCUCUUUUUCCUCUGCAUCUCCAUUACCAAACGACAAGAGACCUCUGAAUCAAAGCCCAGCUAAUCCGAAACUUAGCUACAUGUCGGCACUGGGCCUGCAGUGCAAUAUGAGGAUUCCCGAUGAUGCUUGCAUUCUGAGAACGGGUUCCUACGUUGCUAGCUUGUCUGGCAGGGGUUAUUCACUGAUGCAAGACGAGGGAAUGUCAGCAGCUACAUCGGCAACUGUUGAAUUCAGAACUACAGAAUACGACACAAAGAGUGUGUAUUCAAAUCCAUAUGGAAAAAAGAGGCCUGUUGAUGAUAACUCUGCGCAAAAUUGGUCUGAAGAGUCUUCUGAUUCUUCAGAGAAAAAAGACUUCUCAGCAGGCCAGCCAAGAAGAUUGCAGAGGAGCAAUCUUUCCAAAGAAGAGCUAGACAGGCUAAGGGAGAAAGAAAGAAUGGCUAAAAGAAAACAGAGAGCAAAGAGCAAAAGGGCUUUCUCGAAAGAUGACCUGGAGAUUUCCGCACCAGAUGGCGAGACUGGUUCAAACACAUCUAUCUGCUUUGUUUCACAACACGAAAGCUUGUUUGAUAGCCAAAAUGAAAGCUAUAACGACGCGAAAGACACAGAAAUGGGGGUUAUGAACGAAGAUGUCCCCAAUGAUGAUCACUUCAAGCAAACAAGCUCACAAGCAGAGAAGAGUGCAAAGGAUUGCCAGCCUUUGGAUGGGAUCGACAGUAGCGAAACCUCGCCAAGGUCAAGUGACGGGAAAAGGGUGAAGUUUGGAAGGUUUUAUGACCGAUCGUUGCUCACAGCAGAGGAACUUGAAAGCUUGCGAAGAAGAGAGAGAGAGUACCAGCGUAGGCGGAGGGCACGUCUGAGGGAAGAAAAGUUCAAGGCCUCAGGGGAAAUCCAACCCACAAAGAAACAAGCUGAUAGAAUCCCGAGUUGCAGCAAUGAAGAAAAGUUUGUAGAUGAUUCAAAUAGAAAGUAUGAGACUAGAAUGUCCAAAGGUAUAAGUCGCCCCAGCUUGCGUUUCUUGGAGCAUAGCUCAACCUCCUUUGUAGAGAGUGAGAUUACAGAUCAAAGAGACGAUAGGGAGUGUCCUGCAGGGCUUGAAUGGAGAGGAGCAAUUGAUCGUUCGCCAUUAAAUUAUAAAUGCGAAAUGUCUAUGGUUCAUCAAGCAGACUUUUUUACCAAUGGCCAAAGCCUGCCACAAACCGACUACACAGGCACUGAGUUGCCUCACAAUGCCCGUGCAGGUGAUUACAAUUAUUGUUCUAAUUCAAAUGAUCAUAUGAUAAUUAAAACGGAACGCGAGAAUGUCGCAGAUACAGUUAAAAAUUCAUUUACCGACGAAGGUGUAAAUCAAAAGAGCCUUAAUGGUAUUACUGACAAUGAGAAAGGAAGUGCCCAUGACUUUGCUGGAGCGUUUAAAGUGGUCUCUAAAGAAUCAAGCAACGAUAAUGAAGUCAAAAGACAGUAUCAGACAAUAGAUAGAAUGUAUUCUGAAAGGCCAGUCAUCGUGGCAAACGCAGUUAGCCGUCGCAGUCCCCUUUCUGAAGCACUGUACGCUUCUGAUUAUAAAAUUUUGCAAGAGAAUGGUUAUCGUUGCACGAAAAGUGAGCCCGACUUUGAUAGUCGGUUCUAUGAGUUGCCAGGGAACCGGAGAAUUUAUCAUUCAUCGUGGCUAAGUCAGUGUAGGCCAUGUGAACAAGUGAGGUGUACUAACGGGGAAAAUGGAAACAGCCACGCAGACGCGGAGCUGAAUAUCGAUUCCAAUGUAGAAACAUGCGAGUCAGAUACUAACAAGUCAGCAAAGAUAGUCACCAGAAACGACGGUAAUCAGAAAUGGCGCAGUUGGAAAAGUGGCCUGACUGAUUCACAGUUGCAAAGGAGACGGCAGUCCAAUCGCGAAGCUCAAAGGAGACGAAGAAUGCGCUUGAGAUUAAUGCAAAUGAAGUCAGUGCAAGAGCAAGAACAGAUAUCCUUUGAUGAAGUGAUGUAUAAACGAUUUACUCCAAACAAACGAAUGAUGGUGAACGAGGCUAUUAAAGCCUUCCAUGCUUCAAAAAGCAAAUUGAAAAAUAUGCUAGAGAAGAGACAAAAGGUAUUUAUGGAAGCUCAAAUGGAAAAAUGUAAAAAUGAAGUUGAUUUUAAAGUGCCAGGCAACAACCCACCUGAUAUACGGAAAAGUCGCGGAUGUCGAAUAAAAGUCACCCCAAAACGAGAGGUGGUUGUCCCAACCAUGGGUUUCACAGCAAAUGGAGAUAUUGUUCCUGAUAAGGCUGGUCCUACAAACGGUGCAAUGUCGUACCAAGCCUUCCAACCACGCCCUUCUCGUGACCUGUUAUCGUAUGAUAGUUCCAGUCCAUUCGAGCAGAUUGUUCAUCACUCUGAAGAUCACGAGAAAAGAAGCGUGUUGCAUUACGAAGAUCUUAGUCCACCUAGCUACGAAGAUCAGACGCAGAACACCUCCAGCCGAAAGCGGAAGCAGUUUUGUCCUAGAAGAUUGCUGUCUGAAGCGGAAAGAAGAGACCACGAGGGCCUACAAUCCGUGGUAAUCGCUCAGUGAUAUUUUCCUAGAUUAAGUUAUCAUUACCAAAACGCACGGUUUCGUCAUCCUCAGACUCAGUCAUGACCGAGUCACUUUAAGAUCAUGAUUCGAGUCAAGUUUUUAUAGGCGCACGAAGAAUUUCUUUACGUUUAAGUUUCUUUUCUAAAACAGAAGUCUUCGUUAAGUUUGCUUCUCUUUGCUUGCAUUAUGUUAAAACUUUGACAUUUCUAAGAAUGAACCCUAAAAAUAAUGAAUUUAAGAGUUUUUGAUUGCGGACAAUAAAGAUCUGCAGAGUCCAGAAAAUUGUGGACCCCAGGAGCCUGUUUUUUAUGCUUUAAGACUCCUUCACGAAACAUGAGAUAUUUUACUCAACCCGAGGCUUGAUAAAACCAAAUACCUACUUAAUGUUUCGAAACUUUGUUUCAAGUCUGAUGUAAAGGAAGUAGCACUUUCCUUUAAAGAUUUAUCUCAAGAAAGCUUUCAUUUAAAUCCUUCCGCAAAACAUGUCCAGGAUUCCUUCUAACAAUAAUGAUGCUUACAUUGAUUUUCCCUCAAAAUUUGGUUGCUAAUGAAUUUUAAGUAUGUUUUUUACGUUCAUCUUUAAAUUCAAAUUUCAUCAGGGCUUGUUUCGUGUUAGGUGUGAAGUGUUUAAAUGCACGCAUAAUUUUCCUGUUAUUUUUCUCCAAUGCGAAAUAAAAAGAAAUACAGAAUUGACUCUACCAUUUUUAUGGUGUUGGCGCAUUCGUUCAUAGUAAAAGGUCGACGCAUAUUCCACUCCUGGUCUUAAUUAUGGCUCAAGAAUCCCUGAAUACUUUCAGUCAUGGCUCAUACAAGAAUUUCUGUAUCCCUUUUUAUGACACCGAUACAAUUGCUAUCAAAAUGCGAUUCCGUAGACUCUAAAACCUUUUCCACAUGUUUUCAAUGUUGCUGUCAUGCACAGCUCACAAUUCUGUUCAUUGUUACGAUUGCUUUCCUUGGUAGCUCAAAGCUAUAUUAUACCCUGUCUUUAAAAUUUUCCACCAAAGUUUAGGCCGUCGGAUCAAGCCCACUAAAAGUCCACUUUUUUUAAGACUCAUCAGAGGUUUAGACGACAGCGUUGGCAAUAAGCGCAGAAUGUAUUUAAAUGUUGUUUUGUCUAUCUUCCAAAGAAAUGCGGAACGUGGAAAGCAAAUAGUAAUAUUUUCAAUAUUUAUUGUUUGCAAUUAGACUUUAGUGAUGUAAUUCAAGAGGUUUUUCACAGCCUAUUUAUUUGAAAGAGCAGUUAAUUUAUCACUCAUAAAGCCGAAAACCCACUCUGGAAAAUGACCCGCGGAUCGGAUCAGAUUUUGUGUUGCGCACGCGCUUUGGAUCCAAAAAUGGUCACAUGACUGAUCCGCGACGCAUCGAAACGGAUCGAAAAAAAGUUGAAAUCAUUUCCACUUUUUUUAACCGUUCUGGUACAGUAGUUUUCAUUUUAUCAAAAUGAAAACUAAUUAUAGCUUUUUAAACAAUAGAACUUGCAUCAUGGGGCAUGGAUCCCGUGGGGAUAAAUGUAAACGUGCAUUCCAAUCUGAAACGAUCCGCGGAUCGAACGAAGUGAUCAGAACAACAUGAUCUGAUCCGACCCGCGGAUCGGUUUCCAGAGUGGGUUUUCGGCUUAAUGUAGAUAACUUUGAUCUCUUGCUUUUCACACGUGCUUCUGAAGAAAUUGUAUUAUUUCUUAUGUUAGGAAUGUCAGUUUUUAUAUAGGCGAAAUGCUAUAUUCUAGUUAUAAAGGUAUUUGCAAAGUUUGGUAUUGACUGAUGGUAUGAGCUUUUUUGCUCAUGUUGUGUUUGAAUUAUGUGAUGUUAGAAUGGGAAAUUAGGUUCGAAUUAUCAUAAUCUUGUAUUACAAGAAUUGUAAAUAUGUUAUAUUACACUACCGGUAUUUAUUAUCAAUUCAUAUUUAUGGACGCUAACGAAAGACUGAAUGUACUAUUUAUCAAAUCACGGUUCAUCGUGUAUCUACGCUUUUAGGAAACCUUUUUAGGCGGUUAAUUUUGGCAGGUUGAUAAAUUUUGCACACAAGUUGUUUUUCAAGAAACUGUUGAUAAAACAUCCAUAUUCACGCAGAUCUUUCUGCAUAAUCUUACUGAAUAAAUAAAUGAAUGAAUUAAUGAAUGAUAAAUGAAUGAAUGAAUUAAUUAAUUAAUUGAUUAAUGAAUUUUUGCAAUAAAAGUUGUCUAUUUUCACCUCGUUUUCCACAAUUUUUUGAAAGGAUAGUAUAGGAAGACGAAUAUAAAAUGAGAGAUGGUGAAAAUGUCUACAUAUCCUGCCAAAAAUGGCCACACUCCUUAUGCCUUAUGCCUUCCCUUUAUCUGCUAUGUCACCACAGCACGUGUAGCAAAAAUUAAUGCACGUUAUAUUUAAAGACAAUUAACCUGCUUAAGAUUUUGUCAUUUAAUUAUUGUAAUUAACUUUUCCACUUUCUUGUUUGGUAACACAACGGCCAUUUCCCUUAGCCAGGUGCCCCUGUUAUCAUGGCAGUUUUUUGCAUGUUCAUAAUUAACCUAUGGUCACUGCGCCUUGCUGAAUUUGGAAAAUAAUAUUUUGUUCUUUUAAAUACUUUCGUAAAAUAUCGAUAGCUUACAAAUUACUUAGUUUUCCUGAAAAACCGUUCCCAGUUUGCAAUUAAAUGCAUGCGUGUUAAGCGAAAAGUAACUUAAAGGGACGACAGGUCAACUUGUACCCUAUAAGCGCACUCUUGUUGAUCAGCAAGAUGCUUGCACUUUCCUUUGGGCUUGAAUUAAAGCCCUUUGUUAUAUUGGUAGUAAAAUGAAAUAAUCAUUACAGUUUUAAACUUAUUAUUUAUUUGACGUUGCGCGGGAAUCUCGUGUAUGUCAAUGUGUAUGACAUUCGUUGCAGAGUUGCAAAAUGAAUUACUAUUUAUGUGCUCAUUCAUUUUGAUGUCGAGUAAA
This is a messenger RNA of Rhopilema esculentum, 7006 nucleotides long. RefSeq lists its product as uncharacterized. The record is from RefSeq and is a predicted model, not a curated record. Lineage: Eukaryota; Metazoa; Cnidaria; Scyphozoa; Rhizostomeae; Rhizostomatidae. Gene Ontology annotation, biological process: regulation of DNA-templated transcription. Gene Ontology annotation, molecular function: DNA-binding transcription factor activity.